CACUUGGCCCGGCUCGGCUCUCGGCGCCUUCCCGUCCGCCCCGUCCUCUCCUUGCGGAGCAGCAAUGUUGGCCGCCAGGGCCGCGAGCUGGAGGCUGCCUCGCCUGUCUUCGGCGCUCCUUUCGCCGAGGGGCGCUCUGGCCGCCCCCGCAGCUGCCGCGUUUCAUGGCUCGGCGCAGCGCCUUCGCGGGGCCAAAGUCGCGGUGGUUCUUUCUGGAUGUGGUGUUUAUGAUGGCACUGAAAUCCAUGAAGCCUCUGCCAUAUUGGUCCAUUUGAGUCGUGGUGGAGCCAGUGUUCAAAUGUAUGCUCCAAAUAUUUCUCAGAUGCAUGUUAUUGACCACAGCAAAGGGGAACCAAUUGAGAGGGAAACAAGAAAUGUCUUGGUAGAAUCAGCAAGGAUUGCUCGUGGUAAAGUUGUGGACUUAGCUAAACUUACUGCAAAGGAUCAUGAUGCUGUCAUAUUUCCUGGAGGCUUUGGAGCGGCUAAAAACCUGUCCACAUUUGCUGUGGAUGGGAAAGACUGUAAAGUGGACAAAGAAGUUGAACGUGUACUAAAGGAAUUCCAUAAAUCUGGGAAGCCUAUUGGUCUAUGCUGCAUUUCCCCAGUCCUGGCUGCAAAAGUCCUUCCUGGCACUGAAGUCACUGUAGGACAUGAAGAAGAACAAGGUGGUAAAUGGCCUUAUGCUGGAACUGCUGGGGCCAUUAAAGCACUGGGAGGAAAACACCUCAUCAGAGAAGUGACAGAAGCUCAUGUGGACACAAACCACAAGGUGGUAACUACCCCAGCCUUUAUGUGUGAAACUGAACUGCAUCAUAUCUUUGAUGGUAUUGGGGCUAUGGUGCAAAAUGUGUUGAAGCUGGCAGGAAAAUGAAGGCGAUGGUCAUCACAAUAGUAACACAAGCUUUUAGGAAGGUUACGGCCCUGAUAAUGUUGACUUGGUAAGGGACUUAGGAUUGUACUGGACUGACUUGUACAAUUUCCAACACUGGAGCCCCUUAAAUCUGCUCAAUCAUGAUUCGUUAUAUCAAUGGCACUUCUUGAAAUAUGCUACAGAUGACAAAUUGUGUAGUAUUCUGGGGAUAAUUGCUGCAUAAAUUCUAUUCAAUAAACAUUGAAUUAAGCAAGGAAAA
This is a messenger RNA of Varanus komodoensis (Komodo dragon), 1130 nucleotides long. It is a transcript of the gene GATD3, whose product is annotated as glutamine amidotransferase class 1 domain containing 3. The record is from RefSeq and is a predicted model, not a curated record. The transcript is spliced from 7 exons. Gene Ontology annotation, cellular component: mitochondrion. The coding region runs from base 65 to 871 and encodes 268 amino acids. Lineage: Eukaryota; Metazoa; Chordata; Lepidosauria; Squamata; Varanidae.